This is a messenger RNA of Diprion similis, 3058 nucleotides long. Its product is annotated as protein PFC0760c-like. Gene Ontology annotation, biological process: selenium compound metabolic process. Gene Ontology annotation, cellular component: extracellular region. The transcript has 5 exons. The record is from RefSeq and is a predicted model, not a curated record. Bases 379 to 2550 code for a protein of 723 amino acids. Gene Ontology annotation, molecular function: selenium binding. Lineage: Eukaryota; Metazoa; Arthropoda; Insecta; Hymenoptera; Diprionidae.
CCAUUUUUUCUUUUUAAAUCUACAAUAAUCCAUACAAAUAUAUCAAUAUAAUACAUAAAUACUAUUAGUAAGGAUAUAAUUUACAGUUAUUUCAAGACGAUACGUGUAUAAUAAUCGAGCGUUGUGCGUCGCGGGAUAUGCGGGCACGUUUUAGUAUAAUAUAUAGCGAGGGAGAGGACAUAAGUAUGUUAAGUUAAAGAGGGAGAACUUGUGGACCAAUGUCAGCAGCAGCAGCUGCGUAAUACAGAUAUGUAUCAAGGAAAACGGAUUUCAAUUCCGGAGGCAGUUUUCAACUGAUAGGCGCUCGUUAAACUUGCCUCUGCAGUAUCGUGGCGCCGAGUUGAUGCCACAUUUAUUUUCUAAUCAAGGUUUACUAAGAUGCGAUUCUUCCUGGUAUUUGGUCUUGUGGUUUUCAUUUCACAAUGCUCUUGCAAUCCGAUUGGAGUACGACCAGCGGGUCUCUCUUGGCAAAACGCUUCCUCCUGGGCUUCGGCGUUGACAAUAAGAGUGAGAAAAAACACCGACGACAAUGGGUACAUCGAGGAAUGUGCUCCGGUUCAAAGUUGGCAGGAAGAACCUGGGGUCAUAAGCGUCAUAGCAUUUUUAGACGCGUCGUGGCAAUACAGCCAUCGACAAGCCACCAUGCUCAAAACACUUCAAGGUCUUUUAGAAAAGACUGGUAUAAAAGGUAUCCGAUUUUAUGUCGUAAAUUCGUCGGAGCCAGAAGCUACAGUUAGCGCUAUUGAAGUAGAAGACGAAAAAGAAGCUUGGGGAGCAGCGGAUCUGGCAGAGGAUAAACAUUUUUUGAAGAUAGAACGAACUAGAGAAGCCUUAAAGAACAAGAUCGACCCAAAUAUAGAAUUUAUUCAAGAUACGUCGGAGCUGAAAAUUUGGGAAAAGUUAUCUGCAUCGAGGGAUCAAGUUUUAGUUAUAGAUAAGUGCCGAAGGCUGAGUUACAGAGUAAUAGUGCCAUGGAGCAUAUUACAUUUUCCCUAUGUUAAAGCUGCAAUUCUUUCAACUUACAAAGAACAGCCAUGCGGAAGCUGUAACAUUAGUCAAACGGAGAGUGAAGCAGAUAUUGCCACUGAAACAAUAAUGACUACGAUUGAAAGUGAAAAAACUAGCACUGAACAGCCUUUGGAAUCCCUACCAGAGAACUUAAAUAUUGAUCAUAUGAGAGAAAUUGCUGUUAAAAAGUAUAAUCUUGAUGCCACCGAUAAUACCGCAACAAAAAAAUAUCAUGCUAAAGAGUCCCAGGAUAUUCCAGAGAGUGUUAUAAAACUUUUAAAUGGGAGUGCCAAUAUACAAAAAGGUAUCAAUAUCGCUGAUCUAUUACCAACGACAGUUGCAAAUUUGGAUGACAGCCAUGCGAUCAGCUAUUUACAAACUCCGAUUCCAGAAGCAGAGAAUAAACAGCACCAGAAUACUUCCAACAUUACGGACACUCCGAAUGUUGAUAACAAUACAAAAAUAGUACAGCCUGACAGUAAUUUAUCAGAAACACUUUAUAACGAUAACAGUGAUAAUUUGGAACUGUUAAUGCCUCAGGGAAUGGAAGAAAAUUCAACGGAUCGCUAUAGUGAAGAGGAUGAAAUUGAUUAUCUUGACAAUGAACAUGACCGGCGCAAGCUUGGAAACUAUGAAGCCCUCAAAUUGAAGAGUGGUUGGGAAAAUAAGGAUGGAGAAGAAAGUUCAGAGAUAAAUCCUUAUUCAUCAAACACUAACGAAUCCAGCAACAGUCAGAGUAAUGAGAGCAGCUCAGAGAUGAAAGUUUCAAGUCCGCUAGAAGCAUUGUUCGAGAAUAAAACUGCUAAUCAUAUAAACAGAACAGCACAAGAAUUCGGAGAAAUGAAUUCCGAGGAAUAUUCGCAGAAUGCGGACUACUUGAUGCCAAUUAGGAUAAUAAUGCACGCACCUCACAGGCAUGCAUACGAUGAGACAUUCAAGACACAUGAAUACCUGGUCCUAAAACUUGGAAGGCCAGAAUAUCACGGGCAUUCGCCAUCUGACGAAGACUUAUUUGGGACAAAUGAAAACAAACCAAAUUCUGAAAAUAACGAUGACAGUGAGGAAGGCGACAAAACAGAGCCUGGUAGCGAAGAAUAUGAAAACAAUGAUAACAAAAACCACCAACACCAUGGCAAUCAUCAUCAACAUCAUCACAAAUCAGAUCAAAAGAAGGACAAAGAUGAUCAUCUGGACAUUAUUUACUAUAAAGAUGAAAGCCCUGGUUUUUACGGAGAAGAUGCAGAAUAUUGGAAAGACCCUGAGAACGUAGAAUAUGACGAAAAGCUAGAAACGGAACAAGCUGAUAAGAAGACAGGACAUGUAAAGGGUACACAAGAUGCUGUGAAUUUUGACGAGGUAAGUAUCGAUAGCGCAACUGCCAAGGAGAGUACAUUCACAAAUCCGCUUGAGGAAAAAUCAGAGGAAGAUACCGCCAUUGAUGAUCAAAUUAUAAAAGAUAUUAUCGAAGAGGAGGCCAAGACAAAUCGUCUAAUUGAACAUUACAGUAAGCUUAUUCCAUGGCUGGACUAUGUAUUCGAUUAAUAACUUAUCGGCAUUUGAAAUUAAUAAAUUAGUUUUUCCUUAUAAAUCUAGAUAUUGUGAGUAUUUGACAAAGCUCACUCUGUAAAUACUUAUGUCAUGUUCAACAGUAAUCCUUGUAUGUUACCUUUCAUGCAUAUCCUUCAUAAGUACUUUCGAAGAUCAGGUGUAUAUACAAUAGUUUUCUUUAGCAAACUAUCUUGUAACGUAAUUUAAGUAGUUUAAAAAUCUGUGAUCAGGUGAAACAUAGAAUUUGUGAGGUGUGCUGUUUUGGUCGAAGUAGGAAACCGGUUACACCUGUGGAUCAGUUUUUUAUUCAACCUCUCCGAUGGUUGGCGAAUUUUAUAGCGGUCUAAAAUUACUUUAAACCAGUGAUAACUAUCUUUGCACACAACAACAAUUACUUUUUGUACAAAUUUAAGACCGCAAUAUAUGACAAAUCAAAACCAUAAUUUUGGUACGAAAAUGAUACGUCUAAAGGAUAGCCAUGAACUAGUAUCUUUUGGAUAAA